AUGGGCAAAAACGACAAGAAAGACGCCGGUAAGUCUGCCGGCGGCAAGAAAGGAGGCAAGGGCGAGAGUGAGGACAAGGGGGGCAAGGCCAAGGGCGCGCAGUCCAUCAACGUUCGGCACAUCCUGUGUGAGAAGCAUGCGAAGAAGGAGGAGGCUCUGGCCAAGCUGAGAGAUGGAACCAAGUUCGAUGAGGUUGCCAGAGAAUUCUCCGAAGACAAGGCGAGGCAAGGCUGGAAGACGAAGGGAAGCCUGGACCCCAAGUUCGAGGACGUUGCCUUUGCUCUGACCACAAGCACGACGGCAAGCCCGGUUUACGGCGAAGCCAAGACAGAGUUUGGAUACCACAUCAUCAUGGUGAGUCUCGGCAUUUGUCGUGGGCUCCGCGGCACACACUAA
Messenger RNA from Colletotrichum spaethianum, 396 nucleotides. Its product is annotated as peptidyl-prolyl cis-trans isomerase PIN4. Gene Ontology annotation, molecular function: peptidyl-prolyl cis-trans isomerase activity; DNA binding. Gene Ontology annotation, biological process: rRNA processing. Bases 1 to 396 code for a protein of 131 amino acids. The record is from RefSeq and is a predicted model, not a curated record. The transcript has 3 exons. NCBI's taxonomy places the organism in Eukaryota, Fungi, Ascomycota, Sordariomycetes, Glomerellales, Glomerellaceae.